Messenger RNA from Australozyma saopauloensis, 2337 nucleotides. RefSeq lists its product as uncharacterized. The record is from RefSeq and is a predicted model, not a curated record. Lineage: Eukaryota; Fungi; Ascomycota; Pichiomycetes; Serinales; Metschnikowiaceae. Bases 1 to 2337 code for a protein of 778 amino acids. The transcript has a single exon.
AUGCGUUCUCUAAUUAAAGGACAUCGGCGUUCUGAUUCGUCAACGUCAGACUUGAGCUCGCCUGUAGAUCAAACUCUUGUUCGAGGGCCGCCACCCAGAACAGAUGCGUCUCCCAAUAUCCCGUAUCUGCCAUUGCAUAUGACGCCGCCUCCUACGUUUGGUGGGUCCAAUCAAUCAGCCAUGAGUUCACCCAAGAAGCUACUAACGCCCAUCAAGAAGAUGUUUGGCCACCAUAGCAAAAAUGGGAAUCUCAGCGCGACAGUAGACUCUCUCAACCUGGUGGUUUUUGGCGAGUUCGAGCCGCCCAAGGGCCGAAAACCAAUUGGUGCUAAUUCUCUUACCAACUUGGCUGACCUACGAAACCAGCCUUACCCUGUGCAUAGCCCCAAAAUUCAUGGAUACCGUUCCCUGUCACUGCUUGAGGCGCCAAGCCAGAUCAAAUUCGAACAGUUGGUCAAUGUGCAGCCUCCAAAGCUAGCGCCCAGCGGAGAUAGCUGGUCAGAUGGUUCACACGAAGUUAAGCCACAAAUCAAGAAAACCUCCUUCACUUUCGAUUCGAAACUGGAGCUAGAUACAGUGGAGUCUCUAUUGGAGCCCGAUGUUCUUGCUUCUGGAGCCUCUAUAGACUCGGACUUUCUCCCACCCUCAAACAAAAGCACGUUCAUGUCGUCAAUUAAAGCUGACUCAGAGACUCUCUAUGAGGCAGAUGACGACGAGCGAGACUCUGAUACCUCGUCGCAGUUUUCUUUCGUGAAAGACAUGGUGGGCGGAAGAAACACGUCCAUCAAGUAUUACAAGACCAAGUCACAAAUGAAGAAAGCGCAACCCACAAAAGACUUUUUAGGUGUGGAGGAUCUAGCUUUCGAUGAUGAGGAUGCAGGUUCAGAUUACGAUUUCGAAAAUAAUGGACUCGAUGAUGAUGACAUCGACUAUGACGACGAUGGGGGCUUUGAGGCAAACGAUCGCUUCAAUGAUUUCUUGUCCGAGGAGUCAGUUCCAAUACCUCACCCAGACGACGAAAUUCUCAAACCUCCAACGCUUGUUGUCAGAAACGAUUCUGGAGGUGCUUCAUCUUCAUAUGGUCAAAGUGAUUACGAUGACGAAGAUCGCUUCGCUGGCUCCCCUAUCAGAGAUGCUAACAAUUCGUUUAGUCAGCUAUCGCAAAUCCGCUCUCCAGGUUAUGGCGACGAUUUCCUUGACUCUUAUCUCGACAAGUCCCGCCUGCCCCUACCUAUAACAACACGUUCUCUGGAUCUGAGUCUUCCAUCUGGUGGAAAACAGACGGCUGACCUGGAAAGGCAACAAAGUCUUCUACUUCCGGGUGAUUUGGCCCAAUCAGGACUCAAAAUUAGUCUCAGAGAAAGUGGAGAUCAAGUGACCAAUGUAAAGAAUCUGAAUUUGGCGGAAAAGCGUAAAUCUAUAACAGACAUGAUGGGAAUUCUUGCGUCUUUAGAAUCUAAGCCCACACUGUCUGAGGAGCCUGGCUCCGUCUCCUCAGUAUCGAAUAUCUUGUCUAUGCUAGACAAAUUGGAAGACAAUAGCGAAAAAGUCGAGAAGUCGGAUAAUACAAACGCAUUUCUGCAAGUGAAGGCAAGCCUUACUUCUCUUGAGCAAUCUGUUUCGGCAACUUCGCCCGAGGCAAAAGCACAAAUGCGUCAAUCGAUCGCAGAUAUGAUGAACACACUCUCUAUUCUCGACAACCAUCUCGAAAAGAAGACGACUUCUGAUAAGUAUAAAAGCAAAAUGUCCAAGAAGCCAUUCAAAGAAGCAACUCCCUCUAGAAAGCGGUACUCCUGGUGCAAUGAAGGUGAGAAGCCAGGCGUUUCGGUUGAUAAUGGCUAUGAUGAGAAUGGUUCCGAGAACCUCAACGGAUCCCUUGACCAGGAUCUUAUCGAUGAAAUCAAUUUAAUACCUGAGGAUUUUGAUUUUGAUAACCAACCACAAGCAGAACACAAAGAUGGAUCCGGGUUCUACAGAUCAAACUCAUACAAUAAGAAGCCCGAGAAAUUGGUGAAAGACUUCAAUUAUCAAGACAACAAGAUCCACACAUCAUCAAAAACGGUCACUUUCUACCGCGGAAAUCUGGAACACUCACUUAAUGCCAUUCCCAGUAGAAUGGGAUCAAACAAGUCGAUGACAUCAUUUACCUCCAUUGAUGAUCAGGACUACGAUGUGCAAUAUGAUACGGCAAAAAAGCAUGUUCAGUUCAGGAACGGAACACAUCACCUUCACAACGUACACGUUUCUUCACCACUUUACUUUAUGAGUAGUGACUCAAUAAGUAGGAGGUCGAAGAAUUUGGAGUCAAUUGAUGAAAGCGACAUUGCAAGUAUCUAG